UUCUUGAAAUAUUUAUUUUUCUCUCUCUUCUUUUUUCUCAUCUCAUCCGGUGAAUUUUCUGAUUUCUUCUUCACCAGUUCUUGAUUAAUUCUCGGAGUAAAAAAAAAUUAAAGAGAGAAUCCUUUCAAUCGGAAAUCUCCUUCAGCUCAAAGCGAUAUAGAAAUUUGGUUUGGAAGGGUGGUUAAGAGAAGCGUAAAAGUUUUUCAAACUGAGGAUUCGUCAUGCGAUGAGAGCCCCUAAGCGGGACCAUGAAGUAGCUGAUGAGGCUUCUAAAAGGAGCAGGAUAAAAGUAGGCACUGGUUGUAGUGUUCCCAAAGUAUCUUCAAGGACAACUGGUGGAAAGCGCUGCAAAAAUAUUACUGAUGCGGAACAUCUUAAUGGGGAUAAUGAUAUUACUUCAGUUGGAAAAGAAAAUAUCUCUUCACCAACUGAAUCAUUUUCUGAGAACCUUCAAGUAAAAGAAUCGGGAGAUUUUGAGAAAACAAAUAAUGUGCAGAGUGUCCGAAAAUCUUAUGCUAAGAUUAAGCUUCAACUUUUUCCUAUAGAUGAAACAACCCGUGAGGGGUUGGAGAAGGAUGGGCACAAUCCGCAUUUAGAGCUCAUUCUAAGUAAGCGAAAGAAGAUAUCCUCUGUGAUAAAUCAUUUAAGUAGCAAGUGGGCCAGUUCGAGCACUGUGACAGGCGAGUUGAUGCUUUUCCCAUAUGACAUUCGUCUGGAUAACUUAUCUGAAUACAAACAAUGGACUUUGAAGGAUAAAGAUACUGCAGAUGAUGUAUACACAGCCAUCGAAAGACCUUCUGUUUUCCGAUUAAGGUAUGGGUGGUUUCCUCAUCUGGAACGGAGUGGCUAUUUCUUAUCUCGCACAGCUUCCUGCUUUGCGGAUUGUUUGCGACCUGAAGACCUCAAGAAAGUUUCAAAUAUGGAUGGGAAAACUAGAGAUGAUCAGGGGAGCGCUCAAAAGGUAGAUAAUCAAAAGGGUAAACUGUUCUGCGGCUUAACUCAAAAUGCAGCAGUAGGCGACACUGUGGCAUCGGAUAGAGCAGCUGAGAUUUUGGAAAAUUCAGAAAUUGAUGUUGCACUCUCGCUAUCCUCUUCUUUAUGGGGUAACAUAAGCAUCGGUGGACUCUUGUCAGAAGAGUCCCUUCAACCUGUCCCCAGUAGUAGUAAUGCAAGACCUACAGGGACUGGCUCAUAUGUUCAACAAGUUCCAUUCAGCUGUGAUUCAUUUGAUGCUGCUAUAGCUGCCCAUAUUCUUAGCCAGUCUCAAAGCAGACAGAAGCGAACUGCCAUGCAGUCAUCCAUCUAUGAUGCUGAAGAAACAUGCGAUGCAUUUCCAUCUCAGAAGUUAGCAUCCAUCUUGGAUGCUGAAGAAACAUGCCAUGCCCAUGCUAGUUCCAAUUCAUUCAAGUUCCCCUGUUCCUUUGAGGAGAAGAGCCGAGGUGGGUUAUAUAAACCUAUUCCCCGCCAAGAGCCACAGAAAACAUCUUCAUCACCCCAAACCCAGGGAGUUGACAAUUCUACUAACAGCCUGGGUCUUGGAGACAUCAAAUGGUCACAAGGUGAUUCUUUGGGGCCCUUGGGAUUUAGUUUGUCAUCUCAACCGUUUAUAAAUAGCGACAGUAUGAAUUUCAGCAAUUUGUUUGCCAUGAGUAGAGACAAGAUUCAGAGCUCUUCAAUGUCUACUAGCGAUGUGAAAGUUGCUCCCUCUUGAAAGCAACUUGGGCAGGUCUCUUCUGAAUCCUUGGAACCUGGUCACACUUCAUGUCUAUUUGCACAUUUUAACUUGAUCAGUUUCAAUCUCCUGGAAACUUUGAUUCUAUUUUUCAACAAUGCGAACUUUAAAAUAGCUUUGUAUAUUGGUCACCUACAACAGUUCAGAAAAGCUGUCAAAAGAUAAACCUCAACUGUUGAAUUUUUUUGUCAUAA
Messenger RNA from Papaver somniferum (opium poppy), 1926 nucleotides. RefSeq names its product TSL-kinase interacting protein 1-like. The transcript is spliced from 8 exons. Gene Ontology annotation, biological process: pattern specification process. The record is from RefSeq and is a predicted model, not a curated record. Gene Ontology annotation, cellular component: nucleus. Gene Ontology annotation, molecular function: chromatin binding. Bases 227 to 1711 code for a protein of 494 amino acids. NCBI's taxonomy places the organism in Eukaryota, Viridiplantae, Streptophyta, Magnoliopsida, Ranunculales, Papaveraceae.